This is a messenger RNA of Penicillium taxi, 3858 nucleotides long. Its product is annotated as RNA dependent RNA polymerase. The transcript has a single exon. The record is from RefSeq and is a predicted model, not a curated record. The coding region runs from base 1 to 3858 and encodes 1285 amino acids. Gene Ontology annotation, biological process: siRNA processing. Gene Ontology annotation, cellular component: nuclear RNA-directed RNA polymerase complex. Gene Ontology annotation, molecular function: RNA-directed RNA polymerase activity. Lineage: Eukaryota; Fungi; Ascomycota; Eurotiomycetes; Eurotiales; Aspergillaceae.
AUGCCCCCAAUUACCCCACACCGUGUCCACGAUCCUGAUGCUUUUCGCCGAGAGCUAGGCAGUCUGAACCGUGGAUUCGGUCUAGAAAUCCCCAUUCCCAACAAUGCCUCGCCCAUGGCACUGCAGAAUAAGAAAGCCCUGCGAUGGAAAGUGUACAAAGGACUCAAAUUCCUGUACUAUGGCCAUCAAGCACGCUUCUCACCGUUGAUAUCCAAUUUCGACGAGUGGAUGAAUGCGGAGCUUCUGUCUGGCUCUUUACAACAUAAACAGCUCGGGACGGGCCGUAGUCGGCACCGAAGUGAGGAACCUCUUAUUUUAAGCGAUGUCGAUAAAGAGAGGUGUUUGCAUUAUUUGCUUCGUUUGAUCGAUGAUGAGCGGUGGAUGUUGGCUGGUGCGCUUGAACCAACUACCGCCAAAAAUCAACAUUUUCGGGAUGACCUCGCUGAGGAUUUCGAUUCUUUUAAACGGCCACGACUUUCGGAUGAUGAAGAGGAGUUGUUUACUACUGCGCCUAAUUCUCCUGUGAAGGCUGAUAAUGUUUAUACGGCCGCGCCGGAGAGUGGUGCGGCCGUCUCGUUCAAUGUCCCUUCAGACCUGACUUUCAAUGAGAACUUGAACAGGAAUGAGAAUGAGAACGAGGAAUGUGUGUUGGACGGCGAUAGGGUUGAGUUCGCGAAACCUUCUUUGUCUUUUUUAGAGCGAUUGAAUCAAUCUGUUGAUCCGGACAAGAGUUUUGUUUCAAAUGCAGCUGACACGAGCUUUGCGACAUCUGUCGCUUCGGUUUUUACGACAAAUGCUCAUAAAAACGAGUCUCGGGAUGGGUAUAUGAACCAAUCCUUUGUUACUGACAUUACCGAGCCGGAGACUCAAUCUACGUAUGCGGACUCGGUUGUUGAAUUCUGGAUCGAAGAAGAGACCAGGAGGAACUCAUCACAGUCACUCUCACAAUCAAUUAUAGAAACUGAAACCGUUGUUCGCGAGCUUUUGAGGGAGAAACUUGUUAAUAAGCUGCUGGAUUACGGUCCGUUCUCGAGCGACUAUCUCUUCCCCAAGACAGUUCCACUGAGAGCGCGCUAUGAACUAGAAAGAAUUGGACGAGCGUGGAAAGUGCCGUUGGAUAAGAUGCUUCGAGGAGGUCGACUGCCGAUUACCGAUCACGACGAAUUUUGGAAAUGGAUAGCAACGCAUAGUGCGCGACACGGCUCUGUUCCGGAAAGAUCAUCACGCAAAGCUUGGGAUUCUGCUGUGGGAGAUUUCAAGACGGACAGACAUUCUGAAGUGGUUGUGCUGACAGGUGAGCUAGAAUGGUGUUCCAAGUCCGAGCCCGGCAUAUUUUCUCUACAAUUGAAUCCGUUGAAAUCGGAGCGUGCAUGUCGGUUUCACCGUCGGUUUGGAUCUGAUCGAUUCAUGUCCAUUACCAUGCCAGCCCCGACUCGACCCCCUACUUACCUGGGAGCACCCUCCCAACCUUCGAUCUUGCGUCAAAGCAUCGCGUCAUGGCUGACAGGUAAUGAUCAUCGAUGUCUGGGACGUAUUUGGCGGGCAUUCUACGUCGAAGAGAUGAAAUCGAAAAGGAAAGUCAAGGCAGAGCCACGCUUCCGUGUUGAGUUCUUUGCUAUUGACGGCGUAGAUUUUUGCCACAACCCUUACGCGGAACUGGUGCUUGCUGCUCCAAGUCAGCAUAGUGGAAAUCACACGCCCAUGAGCGUUGAGUCUUUACUGUUUGAUUGGCAUAUGCCCCGUUCCUACAACUCUAGGCAGAGCAACUGCAAGCUCUUCCAACGGAUCCAUCUUGGCAUGUCGAAGACAUUCGUCUCAAUAAGCGUGAAGCCCACGCAGAUCCUCCACUUAAGGGACGAUCCGUCACGAACGCAGGUCAUGAAUGAUGGUUGCGCGUUAAUGUCAAGAGCGAUGGCGAAGGAAGUCUGCGAGAAGCUUGGAAUCACCGGUGCCACUCCGUCAACGUUUCAAGCUCGUAUCGCCGGUGCUAAGGGUCUGUGGAUGGUAGCGAGUCAUGGAUUUACCCUCAGUGGCUUUUCUGAAGACGAUGUUUGGAUCCAAAUAUCCGAUUCACAGUUGAAAAUAGAACCGCAUCCGCAGCGGAGGGAGUUUACGCUGGAUGAAGAGCAGCUUACUUUUGAAGUUGUCAACUGGGCAAAGCCAUUGCACCCUGUAGAUCUCAACAUACAGCUUCUUGCAAUCCUUGACUACGGUGGUUGCAGCAGGGAAUACAUAGCUGAACUGACACGGAACGGUAUUCGAAAAUUGUAUACUGACUUUGCGCGGGUGAUUGAGACGGAUUCUAGUGUUGACUGUCGGGCUUUGAUACAGAAACUUCGACCAUCUAGAGAUGUCCGACUGCAAGAACAAUGGAUCACAGAUGAUGCCGAGUCGAUCAUUCGGCUAUGUGAAGCAGGAUUCAGGCCUCGGUCAUUCUAUCCCCUGCGCAAACGACUGCAGGAGUUUAUGCGAUGGCUUGUUGGUCGGCACGUGGAGGGGCUUCAUAUCCAGAUCCCCCUCUCCACGUACGCGUACUGCAUUGCAGACCCAAUAGGGGUGCUCGAACCAGACGAAGUACAUCUUUGUUUUUCGAGCAACUGGCGGGACCCAGACGGUAAUUUUGAAGAUACUGUACUCCAGGGCAUUGACGUUCUGGUAGGUCGCUUGCCAGCUCAUGUGCCUUCUGACAUCCAACGACGCAAAGCAGUUUGGAAAGCCGAGCUGCGGCAUUUCCAGGACGUCAUUGUUUUCUCAUCCAAGGGCGACAUUCCACUAGCUCAUAUGUUGUCUGGUGGUGACUACGACGGUGACACGCCCUGGAUCUGCUGGGAUCCGAACAUCGUGAAGAGCUUCCGAAACUCGGAGCUUCCACAAGAAAAGCCGGCUGAUCAUUUCGGGGUAACGAAGCACUCGGUACCUAUGGCAGAGGUUAAAACGACGGAAGAAUUUUUGCAAGGUACAUUUGAAUUUAAUCUCACCAUGUCGAAUCUAGGUCGGUGUACAGUCGAGCAUGAGAAAAUAGUGUAUGACGAGUCUAUCAACAGCGAAAUCGCAAUAGAGCUGUCCAGCCUACUAAGCCAUCUUGUUGAUGGGCGGAAAGGAGGAGUCCAUCUAUCAGAACAGGCAUGGACACAGUAUCGGAAAACGAUCAGUCCGAAGCACCGCAGCCUUCCAGCCUACCAUCUAGACUCAGAGCGAAGGCCCAAAAAGUCGAACAUUGCCGACUAUCUCAAGUUCUACGUGGCAGGCAAAGAGCGAGAAGCCAUCCUAAUAGAGAUUGAAAAGCGAUUUCCUCAAAUCGAGCAUUGGGAUUCUUUCGACGAGGACCUCACUCGUCCAUGGAACAAAGUCCUCGAAGCAGCCGUGCUCGACAAAUCCGGCGACCUGACCAGAAUUGUUCGUUCGGUCCAGGUAUCUGUUAAGGCAAUAUACAACGAAUGGAAAUCAAACACAGAAACCUUUUCACGUCGAGCCAAAGAAGCCGCAACAGCUGCAAAAUCAAUCCCACUCCCAGAAUCCUCACAUCCUCUCGCAAUGACCUGGCAGCUUGCUCCAAAAGAGUGGCAACGCAUAUUAGCGUCAUCUGCAUACCGAAACCAUGCAGUCUCACCCUUUGCCUUCCACGCCUUUGCUGACAUCCUCUGCGACCUCAAAGCUGCUGCUUCACCAUCUCGGAGGAUUAUCAGUUCUAUUGCGGAUUGUUACCGUUUGGACUCUAGGAUUGUUUCACAGCUUGCGGCUAGUACUGUGGCUAGUGAAAUGGCUGAUGGUGAUGAAUAUAAAGGUGGCGAGGCUAUUGAAGAGCUGAGCUUGCUGGGCGAACUGUCAUAUCUUGAUGAUGGAUUUAAUAUUGAGUAG